Charadrius vociferus (killdeer) is the source of this 605-nucleotide messenger RNA. It is a transcript of the gene CCDC167, whose product is annotated as coiled-coil domain containing 167. The record is from RefSeq and is a predicted model, not a curated record. Lineage: Eukaryota; Metazoa; Chordata; Aves; Charadriiformes; Charadriidae. Bases 1 to 438 code for a protein of 145 amino acids. The transcript has 5 exons.
AUGGCUUUUGGUGCCCGUGCUCCCGCUGAGCCUUUGAGGCCGUGCAGGGAGAGGCAGUCACCUGUCUGUCCUGAAGUCUUUCAGAUGAGUAUAUGCACAGCAGACCAAGAUAGCCAGGGUAGAAAGGCCAGGGAAAGAACUUGGGGUUUGUCAUACAUAUAUGCUUCAUCAGCCAGUAAUGUAAAGAUUGAUGGACUGGAGGAGAAGCUGGCGUGUUGCAGACAGAGCAUAGAGGAGGUGGAUCUUAAACUGCGCAGGGAGAAGCUCAGUCCUGAAGGAAGAAAGUCACUGGAGAGAGAGAGAAACUUACUAAUGACCAAAGCUGACAACUAUGAGAAAGAACUGAGUGCGCUUCGUAAAGAAAAUCGCAAGAAUGCCGCCCUUGCUGUGGCCAUGGGGUUACUGAUUGCUCUUAUUUACAUCUGCUGGACGAUGUGAUUGCACUCAAGAAAUCUCCCUGCUGACCAAAUGACUCUGCUGCAAGGAGCUCUUCUUCCUCUCACCGCUGUGCCUCCCCCAAGGGUGAGGAUCAGCAUUUCAAAUUGCUAUUCUUGUUUAUCCUCUCCAAGCCUCAUUGUGGGGAAGCUUUUUCUCUGAGAAUUGAG